Molecule: messenger RNA, 3235 nt
Organism: Sinocyclocheilus rhinocerous
Lineage: Eukaryota; Metazoa; Chordata; Actinopteri; Cypriniformes; Cyprinidae
Product: nectin-4-like
Exons: 11
Coding region: 493-2376 (627 amino acids)
Biological process (GO): homophilic cell-cell adhesion; heterophilic cell-cell adhesion
Cellular component (GO): adherens junction
Source: RefSeq, a predicted model, not a curated record
CUCCAACAGGUGUCUAUAAGAAAUGUUCUUCUCUCAGAGCAAUUUCAACCCGAGCGUCGGAAGAAUAAUGGAAAUACUUCGGUUUUUCUCAACAUGUCGUAGCUCUUAAAAUAAGACGAAAACAACAUAAACUGGAGUCAAACUUUUGUGCGCUCCCGUGAGGAUUUACGCAUGGAGAAACGUUCACUUUUUAUGUAUAUAGUCCAUAAACAUUCUGUUUCAUUUUUGUACUUCAAAUGAAUUAAUCGAUAUAUUGAUUCUGAACGAAGAGUGAUUUCGUUUUUCUGCGCUGGAUCUCCACCACCUGCUCUUCAUAUAUGGGAGUCUCCUGAUCUCCAACAUCUCCCGACUGACAUCUGCGAUCGAUUGGAUUGAUUGGGAAGACAACUAACUCUUGAGAUGGACACAGUUUUCAUAUAUUAAUAAUGACCAUCGCAUUGAGAUCGCCAAACUGAAAACUUGGGCUCAGCUGAAAGUCUGAACUGGUGGACGAUGAAGACAGUUUCAUAUAUUCUUGCUGCGUUGAUCAUCUGGAACUCAGCAGCCUGUGUAAGUGGAGAACAAGAACAUUUUCUAGAGCCCUCUGAGUCCCCCUGGACUCUGCAGUCUUUGGCUGAGGAGGAAACGCGUUUACCCUGUCGAUUCAAUGUAUCGAACCGUGAGAUUAAGGUGGUGCAGGUGAUGUGGAUUCGAGAAAACUCAAAUGGAGGUGAAGAACAGAUUAUCACUGCUCAUUUCAGUGAAGGCCAGACAGAAAGCCCUGCAUACACAGGGCGUGCUCGAUUCGCAACCAACGACCCAAUAGCAGACGCUGCUCUGAUUCUCAUGGGCACACGUUCUGCAGAUGAGGGCAAAUACAUCUGCAAAAUCGCCACCUUCCCCGCUGGAAACUUUGAGAGAGAGAUUUUGGUCACAGUGUGGACUAAACCCAUUACGUCCCUGCAGCCGUUCGUCCUGGUUGAGGGCCAGUCAUUCCGUCCGGCCGCUAUAUGCCGUUCGGUGGCUAAGCCGAUGGCAGGCCUCUCCUGGGACACGGAGCUCGCGGGUCAGAGUCAGAACCGUAGCUCAGAUGGUGAGGUGGCCUCCAUCCAGUUUUCUCUCCACCCUCUCCGUAACAUGAACGGGCAGAAGCUGGACUGUCUGGCCUGGCAUCCAUCGCAAAAAGGCCCAGUGAGGUUCUCCAAUAACCUUGUAGUACACUACCCUCCGAAUGCAUUGAUAUCUGGCUAUGAGGACAACUGGUAUGCUGAAAUGCAAGAAGCCACGCUGCAGUGCAGUGGUCAAGGAAAUCCAGAACCUCAGAGAUUCAACUGGAUGAGGAAAGAUGAAGCUCUACCAGAGGGUGUGACUGUGGAAGGAGGCACGCUGCGCUUUUCCAGGCCCCUGAGCUUGACAGAUCAAGGCGUUUAUGUCUGCACCACCACCAAUGAGGUGGGAUCUGGAAAAGCUGAGAUUCGAAUAAAUAUAUCAGAGUCGUCUCCGAGAAACGCAUCAGUGAACUACUUGAUGAUGAUUAUUAUUGCUGGUGUUGCUGCAGUGAUUGUUCUCGCUCUUAUCAUAGUGAUAAUUUCAGUAAACCGCUACUAUAAGCGCAAAAAUCAACAACUGGCUAUAGAGCUGGUUGCAAAAAAGGAGGAAAUCAGCACUCUAUCAAGACAAGCCUCAAUUAGGAGAGUCAACUCAGGAAGCACAGACAACAGAUACUCGGAUGACAAUAAUCCUUUAAGAGUUGAAGGGACGAUACGCACAAGUUUCUCUUCACUGGAUCGUCCUCGCUCCAGGGAUAGUCGGUCCACGCUGGGAGGGGUGGACUCACUCGGUCGCCCUGCAAUUUAUAACACGUCCAGAAGAGGUCGAGACAAACUGAUGGACAGAACUGAAAAAGAAGCUCGGCUGAUGAUGGAGUCUUAUGAGCAGGACAGUAACGUGUCACAGGAAACCCAACUUCUCCCUCCUCUCCACCCCUCUUCUUAUUCAAUGGAACAGGCUGUUGAAAUUGUGCGGUCUCGGAACGGCAGCGCCAUUCUCCCAGCAGAGGGGAGGCCGCAGUCAGGAGGAAGCAGCAGAGGGGGCAGCAGAGGGCAUCAUUCGCCCUUAGUAUCCAUGUACCCGACUCUUACGGAUGAGGAAGAGGAAGAUUCUGUGAGCCCUACGGAUUCAGGAGUCCACAGAGGUUUAAUGGAGCCUGAUGGAUUUGAGAACGGCGGCAGCGAGACGGCGAGUUCUCAGAUAUCUGAGGCGCUAUCCAGUCAUUUUGAGCGCACUAACGGCACGCUAUGGCCCAAGUCAAAACCCAAUAACAUCCUGCUCCCGGCCAACACAACCCUUUUCCUUCCGCCGCAUAGCCCAACUAUCCACAAAGCUCAAAUCGUUUAGAGUGUUUGUAUGGAAACGUCCAUAUAAACACAGUUGAUAUUACAACCGAAGGAUGUGUUCCUCUGUAAUUUCACUCGACCCAAAAAUGCUGUGUCUGGACAACCAACCCAAAAAUGGAUCUUUUGUAUGAAUUUUUAUAUGACUACAUUCUCAAGGUGGCAAAAACAUGGACCGAAUGACUAUCAGGCCAUAAUGUAAACUCAAACCUGAAAAACAAUACCAGCAUUACUUAAACAGUCCCUCAAAUAAUUGUGUAAUCCGGAACUGUGACUUUUUGACCUUGAUGUCUGUAAUCCAGAGAUGUAAAAAUGGUGUUUCGAUAUAUAUAUAUUUUUAAUAUAUGUGUGUAUUAUGUAUUUUGACAGGAAACUACCCACUGCAUGAAUAGUAUUAUGAAGUAUUGCAUUACCUUGUUUUGAAAAUGGCUCCUGCAUGUUCACCGAAUGUCACUGUAGGAGUGACACUGUCAUUGUUUACAGCAUUUAUACUUCAUUAUGUACUAGUGCUUUAAAUGUAUUUAGUUUUAAUAAGUGGGCAGUGUUACCGCAAGCUCCUGAGAUACUCUUGUGAACUUUCUAUCUAACAAAAUAUAAAGCCAUGGGUCCUGAUGGUAACUUUGGCGUAUUCAAUUCACUGCAGUGUAUGGGGGUUAUUAAAUCAACCCUAAUUAUACUGCAUGUAUCUAUGUUAGAUGAAUUUCAGAAAACACAAUGUUAAAUCAGGACAUUAUUGUUCGGUGCUUUUCAGCCUAAAUUUAAAGGUGUGAUGAGAAAAAAAAUGUACCAUAUCAGCCAUAAUUAACACCAAAAUGCUACAAUAAAACUGGGGGUACUGUGAUAUUAGCCACCACUGUCAAAAA